AUGCGUGUGCCUGGUCAUUGUUGGACUUCUGACGGCUAUAAUCAUUCUAAAAGUUGGCAGUUUGACUGUAAAGGUGGGCCACCACAGCGUCGAUGCAUUCCAUUACGACGCUUCCACGAUGGCAUUGUGGACUGUCCUGACGGAAUUUGCUUUCCUGGUUACAUAAAAUGUGGCUCAUAUUGUGUAUCCCCAAAGUAUACCACUCAGUGCUUCAUUAAUCCAAAAGAAAAAUUGUGUCCAGUCGAUGAGACACUUCCAUGUAAAGGUUACGGUGAAUGUGUAAUGAGAAGAUGGAUCGAACAAGGUCAAACAAAUUGCAUCGACAAAUCAGAUGAAGAUAUUGCUUAUAUUGCGAUAUUUGGUAUUAAACGUAGCGCAAUUUCCUACACAAAUUUUCAAACGUCAACUGCACCUGCAGAAAGAAUUAGAUUUAUUGGUGGUACACUAGGCUUUGUUCCUUACGUAACACCCAGCACGACGCCUUAUUCCACUACGAACGAGUUGAAUGAUUUAACUGCUGAAACAACACCUACACAAUUCACAUUCCAAAUACCAACAAGAGCUUUAAAUGACAAAAACAUAGAUACGUCAUUUGGGCAUUUAGAUGCUACAGAAAGCGAUAUUUUUCGAAACGAAUUACAAAUCAAUAAUGUCUCAAAUCAAAGCAAACAUCAAACGAUAAACGAGAAUCGAAAUAUUGGAUCAAAUCAUGGAAGUUAUUUAAAUAUUAAUCUGCUAAAUUCGCGUGCAGAAAGUAAUAGUGAAAAUGUUGCUAACUUAAACUUCUAUAAAACGGAAAAUGAUAGCAAUCAGUUUAAUUUUGGUGAAAUGAAAACGCAACAAAAGAUUGUUGCAAUGUCACAAAAACCAUCUUUACUACCAAAUUUUACUGAUAAUUCAAAUGAAGAAGCGGCUGAAAAACAAGCAAAUUUUAUUCCAUCAAAUUCAGCAAAUUCUUAUGCUUGGCUAAGUACUGAACUGAACGGAACCAAGAACAAGUCAUUAGCAUCUGUAGAAAAGUUACCAUUCAUACCUCGAACAUCUUUUCAUAAUUUUACUGCAUUUAAUGGUAGUAACAAAGGUUCUGUUGCUCUUCAGCACGGUAAUUUUCAUAAUGCGUUAGAAAAUGAAAAGGAAGCAAUUAAUAAUGAUGGUAAAAACAAAUUCUGGAACAAUAACAGUAAUGAUAGUGGUAAUAAAUCAAAUCAUAGUGGUAAUAAACAAAAUAAUGGAACAUUUUCUUCGCUUCUAAAUACAUCAACAGAACAUGUCAGAAUCUUAGAGCAAAAUAAUAUCAAUAUGGCAUCGAAUGGACAAUUCAUUGAUCACAAUGCACUCAAUCUUUCUACUAAGAUGGUGCAAAAUCAGAAUGCAGAAAAGCUUGCAGAAUCAAAACAACUUCAGUGGGAACACAAUGGUAUUAUGCUUAUAUUUAUUAGCUGUAAGCAGUAUAACAAAUUGAUUACAUAAUC
Messenger RNA from Thelazia callipaeda (thelaziosis nematode), 1472 nucleotides. NCBI's taxonomy places the organism in Eukaryota, Metazoa, Nematoda, Chromadorea, Rhabditida, Thelaziidae. The record is from the annotation of a GenBank genome assembly.